GUUCGUUCCUGAAAAAUUUGAGGAGUUAUUCAAGAAGCACGGACGAACAAACGCGAACGCGUUAACCGGAGAUGAAUUAGAUGAACUGCUCAAGGCAAACAAGCAACCCAAGGACUUUUCUGGACAUAUUGCAGCUAAAUCAGAGUGGAAAAUACUUUUUCUCCUUUGCAAAGACGAACAUGGCAUGUUGCCCAAAGAGACAGUUAGAAGUGUUUAUGAUGGCAGCCUUUUUGAACAAAUGGCUCAAGAAAAGCAAUCCAAGAAACACAAGGGUAAAUCAAGUACCUAAAAGGUGCAGAACUUUGAGUUUGUAAAUAUGAGUUGUGGUGUUUGUUUCUUUGUAAAAUAUAAUGAAAUGAAAAGAAGUAUUACCUCGA
Capsicum annuum is the source of this 377-nucleotide messenger RNA. Its product is annotated as probable peroxygenase 5. The record is from RefSeq and is a predicted model, not a curated record. Gene Ontology annotation, molecular function: calcium ion binding; monooxygenase activity. NCBI's taxonomy places the organism in Eukaryota, Viridiplantae, Streptophyta, Magnoliopsida, Solanales, Solanaceae.